Puccinia graminis f. sp. tritici CRL 75-36-700-3 is the source of this 885-nucleotide messenger RNA. RefSeq lists its product as uncharacterized. Bases 1 to 885 code for a protein of 294 amino acids. Lineage: Eukaryota; Fungi; Basidiomycota; Pucciniomycetes; Pucciniales; Pucciniaceae. The record is from RefSeq and is a predicted model, not a curated record. The transcript is spliced from 5 exons.
AUGACCUUAACCACCUCCUUGGACGAGCAAGAAUCAGACUUUAAUGAGGCACAUCCCUCCAGCAAAGCCAAAUCCGACAUUCCUGAGAUUCCUGCCAGUUCUAAUACUCGAGCAUCACGUGGCAAGCCCAAGUCCCCAUCAGAGAAAACUCCUACCAGGAGACCUUCAUCGAUCACGGCUGCACUUUGGACCCAGAGGGGUUCCCUCUCCUCCCUAAUGGUGAUACAAUCUAUGUCAGGCCCACAAAAGCAACCAUUAUCAACUUUGGGAAUGUGGGAUUUGUCAAAUGAAUUGGCACCGAGUAUCGCUCAAAAGGCGCCUGGAAGCUCAAGCGGAUAUAUUGCCUUGGCUCGCUUGCGUGUGACUUAUCUCAAUGCAGGAUGGGCUGUCUUGCACCACAAAUGCCACCACAAUCACCCUUGGCCAGAGGCUAAGAAGCCUGACAAACUCGCCAAAGAGACCCUCAAGAAAGAAAUCAUGAAGAAUCCAAAGGCUGGAGCGUUGGCUCUGAAGCUGGGUAAGCCGAAUGCCCCAAAGGAUCCGUUUGACAGUGUCAUCAAUAUACACUUGUCGUUUGGAAACGCUGACCAACUCAGAUACUAUCGGAAGCUAAUGCUUCAAGAGAUGAGAAUCACACCAGAUUCUUUGGGUGGAGGGGUGGGAGACAAGUUCAUAACAGAUAUGUUCAUGUGGUCAAAACGAGGCCUGCUCAUUACGUCCUCAUCAUUCAUGGACGGUUCUGAACACUUUACAUUCCAAACAGAAUGGAUGAGACAACGGCUGGUGACGCGGGACUUUGACAACAACCCAUACAGUGGUGGCUUAGUUUUGGAUGUUACCUAUCACUUCUUUGAGAACGUAUACCUCUUGUCGACCUCGAUGUAG